AGCCCCGCACGUGUUCCAGCCUCAAGCUUCCGCUGGCGCUGGAGUUUCUUGAGAAUGCAAACCGAGAUGGAGGCACAGAGUCCCUUGGCCGAGGCCGGCUUCACCCAGGUCACCCGAAAAGGUAGCCGGCGGGCGAAGAAACGGCAGGCUGAGCAGCUGUCCGCGCCGGAGGAGGGCGGGGACGCGUCCCGCAUGGACACCGAGGAGGCCCGGCCCGCCAAGAGGCCCUUCUUCCCGCCCCUCUCCGGGGACGGGUUUCUGGGUGGGAAAGAAGAAACCAGAAAAAUUCCAGUCCCAGCUAACAGAUACACUCCCUUAAAAGAGAACUGGAUGAAGAUAUUUACUCCUAUUGUGGAGCAUUUGGGACUUCAGAUACGCUUUAACUUGAAAUCGAGGAAUAUAGAAAUCAGGACUUGUAAAGAAACCAAAGAUGUUAGCGCUCUGACAAAAGCAGCUGAUUUUGUGAAAGCCUUUCUUCUUGGGUUUCAGGUAGAGGAUGCACUUGCCCUCAUUAGGUUGGAUGACCUCUUCCUAGAGUCUUUUGAAAUUACAGAUGUUAAGCCCUUAAAGGGAGACCACCUGUCGAGGGCAAUAGGAAGAAUCGCUGGCAAAGGAGGAAAAACCAAAUUCACCAUCGAGAACGUGACACGGACGCGGAUAGUUUUAGCUGAUGUGAAAGUUCACAUCCUCGGUUCUUUCCAAAACAUCAAGAUGGCAAGAACUGCCCUCUGCAACCUCAUCCUGGGAAAUCCUCCAUCAAAGGUUUAUGGCAAUAUUCGUGCUGUGGCUAGCAGAGUGGCAGACCGAUUCUGAUUUCAAAUCAGAGACUUCUCAUCUUGUCUUUGAACUCUAGAGAAAAAGCCUUUCCCCUCUACAAGUGGUCACCAGACACCAUGUGAAGAACUUUUCAGUCAUGGAUACCAUUAUUUAUACUAGCACAUUAAGUAUAAUUUAUUUUUUCCAUUUUAAAUCACAUGUAGAUUUGCAUAGUUUAUAAUCCUCUCAUUUGGAGGGAAACAUUUAAAAAAACAGUUCUAUAUUAGCUUCUAAUUUUUUGUUUAUAAAUUUAUAAAAAGUUAUUUCUUCUCUAUGAGUUGUAAUAAAAGAAUUAUCUCAGAAAACCUC
Molecule: messenger RNA, 1125 nt
Organism: Eubalaena glacialis (North Atlantic right whale)
Lineage: Eukaryota; Metazoa; Chordata; Mammalia; Artiodactyla; Balaenidae
Gene: PNO1
Product: partner of NOB1 homolog
Exons: 7
Coding region: 55-813 (252 amino acids)
Cellular component (GO): nucleolus
Molecular function (GO): RNA binding
Source: RefSeq, a predicted model, not a curated record